Messenger RNA from Rotaria sordida, 1767 nucleotides. The record is from the annotation of a GenBank genome assembly. NCBI's taxonomy places the organism in Eukaryota, Metazoa, Rotifera, Eurotatoria, Philodinida, Philodinidae.
AUGAAUGAUAGUAUUGAUAGUUAUGAUCCAUCUAACGGAUACUAUACUGGUAAUAUUCCAAUAUAUCGCAAUAAUUAUACAUCUAAUUUCAAACCAAAUACAUCAAAUAUUUAUUUUCGACAUUCAUAUUCACCACCUGCUCACGAAAAUAUUUAUUUACAAGAAAAACAACAAUCAAAUACUGUAAAUCCGCGUUAUCUAAAUAUGAGUAAUCAUCAUCAACAACAACAGCCACAACAACGUUUAACUGCUGAUAGAUAUGGUUUUGAAAAAAGUGGUUCAUCAUCAACAGCGUAUUAUAAUCGUAUUUUUGCACAAGCUCAUUCAAAUACAUAUGCUUCUCGAUAUCAAAAUCCAUGCUUUCCUUCAACAACACUUAAACAAUCAAGAGAAACAUUACCUAUAAUGGAUGAUCCACCACUUGAUUAUCUUCAUUAUACAAUGGAUUCACUUAUUCAACAAUUAGUACCUAAUGAAACUUAUAUACCAAAGCAAUCAUUUAUUUAUCCAAUGUUCUUAUGUUCAAGAAUACAUAUUCAACCAAGUAUAUUACUUUAUAAAUUAGCUCAGUCAACAAUGAAUUCCAUAAAAAAUUUGACUCGUGAUCGAAGUAUUCGAAUAAUGAAUAAUUUUCUUAAUAUUUUAUCACAAUGGACACGUACAUUUCCAUAUGAUUUUCGUAAUACCGAUAUGAUAACACAAUUAGAUGAAAUUUUGAAACAGAUCAAUUUUUAUGAACCAACUCUUCAAUCAAAUACACAUUCUAUAAAGAAAAAACUUCUUUCAAAACUAAAAGCAUUAGAAAAUUAUGAAGAAUAUAUUCGACAAUUAAACACAAAAGCAUUAAAUAAUCAUACUCACAUAGCAUUAACUACUGAUAUUAUAAAUGAAUGUCCAACACCAAUAUUAUUUGCUCAACAAUUAACUCAUAUUGAACUGGAUAGAUUAAAACCGAUUGGUGCUGAAGAACUAAUACAAUAUUAUAUUAUGAAAUUAUCAUCAGAAGAAAUACGAGCACAUCCAAAUAAAACUUCUAAUACUCAAACAAGAACAUCAAAUGAUAAAUUAUCAGACAUUGUUCAUGAUAAAAAAUUAACAUUUUGUCUUGAAACUUAUGUGCAAUGGUUUAAUCGUUUAACUUCUUUUGUUACUACAGAAAUUGUUAAACAUACACAAAGACGUUUACGUAUACGACUUAUUAAUUAUUUUAUUGAUACUGCUUAUGAAUGUUUUCGUUUAAACAAUUUUAAUUCAAUGAUUGGAAUAAUUGGUGGUUUAAAUAUGCAACCAGUAAAACGUCUAAAAAGAACGUGGGAAAAAAUUCAAUCAAAUAAGCUCGAAGAACUUGAACAAUAUAUGAACGUCACAAAAAAUUUUGCUAAUUAUCGUCUCCUACUGAAAUCAGCUAUAGAAGAAGCUGAUAAAUAUGGUUGGAUAGUAGAUAAAAUAGUUAUACCAUUUACUAGUCUCGUUCUACAAGAUGUUUAUUUUAUAAAAACACAUAGUAAAGAUGAUACAGUAGAAGGUGGUAUUAAUUUAAAGAAAUAUUAUUCUAUGGCAAAAUUUAUUUCAGAAGAAUUUGUGCAAUGUAAACAGAGUAAAUGUUCAUUUGAACGAAAUGAUGUGAUUAUUAACUAUAUAACUACAUCACCGAUAUUUAAUGAAGACUCUUUAAUGCUUGCUUCAUAUGAAUGUGAACCACCAAUAACACCAAAUGAAAAAGAGAAAUGGAGUAUGCUUCAAGCAAAAAUGUACACAUCAUCGUGA